This is a messenger RNA of Sphaeroforma arctica JP610, 631 nucleotides long. RefSeq lists its product as hypothetical. Gene Ontology annotation, biological process: protein phosphorylation. The annotation marks the transcript as partial. The transcript is spliced from 3 exons. Lineage: Eukaryota; Ichthyosporea; Ichthyophonida. Gene Ontology annotation, molecular function: ATP binding; protein kinase activity. The record is from RefSeq and is a predicted model, not a curated record.
AUGGGACUUGCUGCCUCGUCGUCGCUUCCAAACGCCCAUACAUCCCCAUUAGGUUUUAUCCGGAAGCCAAACAGGCGGAAUUCAAACACGAGCAUUACACUUAGUGGCAAUACAGCUUUCAUAGACUCGGGAGUAGGCUUGUCGAAUGGACAACCCACCGUAGCCGCGACGCAUUACAUUACAAGUAUAGAGGAUCUCGAAGCCAAUGACGAGAACACGUUGCAGUCCAUGCGCGAAGCUAGGAAUAACCUGGCCAUUGUGGAGCGAGAGCACACGUGUUCGAGUAGUGAUGAUGACAACGAGCCCGAGCAGACGCCCAGCGAUAACUUGCAAUUGAGAUAUACGGAUAUUACGCUUGGGAAGGAGUUGGGUCGAGGAGGGUUUGGAGUGGUGUACGCUGGCAGUCUCUAUGGAUCUCCCGUGGCCAUCAAAAUGCUGCAUUCAAAUGUUGCGGAUAGCGACGAGUUCCUGAACGAAAUUGAUGUCAUGAGGCGGCUUCGUCACCCGAAUAUCGUGCUGUUUGUGGGUGCUACAGUGGGGCCAGAUCCGCUUUGUAUCAUCACAGAAUUAGUAUCCCGCGGCCCGCUUAUGAAGAUUAUAGACGAUAAGAAGGAACCUUUAGGCUUAGGAG